AUGGAUUUCCUUUCAUACCCCGCAAAAGUCAUCGCCGCUCUGCGGUUCGCAAACGUCUCGGUAUCCGUACGCGAAGUGCGUCCGCUGCUGGUCGUCGAACGUGGCGGUGCCGGGAAUGUAACGGCCGCACCGGUCUGUGAUUUUGGCAGAAAAGAGCUGCCGUGUAGGGGCAUCGCAGCUGUUGGAAUUCCAGUUGCAAUAGUAAGCCACGACGCAGCCGCUCUUGGAGUAUAUGCUCUUGUUUCCGUCAACGCCGAGAUAGCUGCCGCACUGUACAUCAAGGGCAUUGUUUGCCGCAUCCGUGUUGGCGGGCGUUCAGCAACAUGUGUUGGUUGA
Messenger RNA from Sporothrix schenckii 1099-18, 336 nucleotides. RefSeq lists its product as uncharacterized. Bases 1 to 336 code for a protein of 111 amino acids. The record is from RefSeq and is a predicted model, not a curated record. Lineage: Eukaryota; Fungi; Ascomycota; Sordariomycetes; Ophiostomatales; Ophiostomataceae. The transcript has 3 exons.